This is a messenger RNA of Arabis nemorensis, 528 nucleotides long. The record is from the annotation of a GenBank genome assembly. Lineage: Eukaryota; Viridiplantae; Streptophyta; Magnoliopsida; Brassicales; Brassicaceae.
AUGGCUGGGAAUUCCAAUUGCACCGUCUACGUAGGGAACGUAGAUGAGAGAGUGAGCGAUAGGGUUUUGUAUGAUAUAUUGAUUCAAGCUGGAAAAGUUGUCGAUCUACACAUUCCCCGUGAUAAAGAAACCGAUAAACCCAAAGGCUUUGCGUUUGCUGAGUAUGAGUCUGAAGAAAUCGCCGAUUACGCCGUCAAACUCUUCUCCGGUCUUGUCUCUCUCUACAAUAGAACUCUCAAAUUCGCUAUAUCUGGACAAGAUAAAUUACAAGCAAACAACUCGAAUUCGGGUCACAGAACGAGACCUCAGUCUCUGUCUUUCGAGCAUUCGGAUAGGGGUCAUCACUAUUCGGAGAGGUUCUCGUCGCAAUUGAUUUCACCACCUUCCCCUGUUCCUCUGGAUUAUGCACAAGAGCCACCUCCUCCAGGAGUAUCAAUGCACUCGAAUGGAGCUAGUUUGGAGUACAGUAGAAGGGUUCUGGGAUCGGCACUAGAUAGCAUCAACCAUUCAAGACCACGCCGCUACUGA